Messenger RNA from Nezara viridula (southern green stink bug), 4407 nucleotides. The record is from the annotation of a GenBank genome assembly. Lineage: Eukaryota; Metazoa; Arthropoda; Insecta; Hemiptera; Pentatomidae.
AGAGUCUACAAGAAGUCGUCCCCAAACAACAAACUCACGCUCUACCUCGGGACAAGGGACGUUAUUAUUUCCAACAAAGCAGUGGACAGAAUUCAAGGAGUUGUCCUCUGUGAGCCAGACUAUCUCCAAAAUAGGAAGAUAUUCGGUCAGGUAACACUGACGUUCCGCUAUGGCAGGGAGGAUGAGGAGGUGAUGGGUCUCAAGUUCUGCAACGAGGCGGUCAUGUGCCUUGCCCAGCUCUAUCCUCCUCACGAGAGAGCACCCCAAGAGCCAAACACACCUCUUCAGGACGCCCUCAUCAAAAGACUUGGUCCUAACGCCCACCCGUUCACGAUGGAUGUCACCCACCUAGCACCGCCGAGUGUACAGCUGGUACCUGCCAAAGAGUACUCCGGAGCACCGAUAGGAACGAGCUAUGACGUCAGGGCUUACGCUGCGGACAGGGCGGACGAGAAGCUGCACAGACGGAGCACGGUGAGGAUGGGGAUCCGGGUGGUCCAGGUGCCCAGCGGGGCGGAGGACCUGCCCCAGGGCACCCCGCCCCACGCCUCCGCCGAGAAGCCCUUCCUCCUCAGCGACGGCAAGCUCAAGCUGGAGGCCUCCCUCAACAAGGGGGUCUAUUACCACGGCGACCCGGUGCUCAUCAACUUAGCACUCCACAACAACUCUAACAAGACUGUACGUAGGCUUAAGGCAUUCAUCGUUCAACACGUAGACGUCUGCAUGUUCUCAAAUGGAAAGUUUAAGAACGUGGUAGCCAUGAUCAACUGCAUAGGAAGGAGCCCCAUAGGGCCAGGGGGCAGCUUGGAGAAGACGUUCGUCCUGAAACCUGUGAAGGGAGCGACCAAGAACUGGAUCGCCCUGGAGGACUCCUACACAAAGGCCAACACUUCGCUGGCUUCGACGGUGGUCUGCAACUCCCCGGAAGACAGGAACGUGUUCGCCAUCUACGUGUCGUACUACGUGAAGGUGAAGGCCCUGGUGGGGGCGAUGGGCGGGGAGCUGUCGGUGAAGCUGCCCUUCGUCCUGAUGCACUCGCCCUCGGAGCCGGACCCGGGGACGACGGAGCUGGUGGUGCCCUCGGAGCCGACGCCCCCCGCCUCCCCGGCCGCCCCCGCCCCGCCCGAGGACCAGGAGCAGAACACCUGAGGCAGGCCUAAGCGGGGGAGCAUCGUCACCGAGCUGCGGCUCAACAGGGCCUUCUGCUGUUUCGCACGGUCACACUGACGAAGCAUCGUUCAAUUGCCUCAAAGCAUUUUCUUAUUGUUUCAUUGCCAAGGAAUAAACACUAUUAUUAUAUGUGAACACUUCAAGUGCUAAGGUUAAACAAUUCAACUUAGUGCAGCAAUUGGCAAUGUAAUCAAUCACUUUAAUUCUUCCAGGUGAGAAGUUCAACCAUUGUGGAAGAUAGAAAGUGAAUUAGGGAAUCAUGGACUAACACACAACGAUACAUAAAUUUGAUUGGUCCUUUAAACUUUUAAUAGAAUAUGAAAUAUCAUGUUUCAGAAAGUGCUUAUUGUAAAACAAAAAGACGAAACUAUUUUUGUAAAUGAUAACAGAUAACUAAUAUUAUAAGGAUAUUUGGUAUAUGGAUACUCAUUUCUACAAUCAUAAGACCAUUUAAUUGUUGGUAUGAUAUUUGUAAAAUAAUUAUGACUUAUAUUUGACAAAGUGUGUCCUACAAGAUGAACAAAAAAAGUGGGAUAAAGACAUUAUUUUUAAUUUUGCUUAUGGAAGUUUUUAAAGAUUAUAAACUGUGCAUAAUGUUGAUAAAUCUUCAGAUAAAUAAAUGUGGACAUUAAUGAAACACCAAUUCCAGACAUAAUUGCAAAAGUGAUAAGUUUUUUAUUUCUUUAUUCAUUUUAUUUGUAUUUACUUUGAUUAGAAAUCUAAAAAUAUGAUAUUCCUUUUAUUAAUCAGACCAAGAAAUAUUUCUAAUACUCAAUUAUGACACCAUACAUGAAUGUAAAUAAUUCACAAAACUUCCAAGACUAAUUAUUUAUAAAUACAGUCCAAUCUCAGUGAUCCAAAACAAAUUGUCGCAGGUGUUUGGAUUACAGGAAUUAUUAGGAAAACUAAUUACAACAAAUGAUUAACGUUCACAAAUAUAUUAACUGAAUAAAUGCAAGUAUAAUUAUUUGAAAACAUUGAAUUUAUACGUUCUAAUAUUUUUUUUUUUUAAGAAUUCAUUUAUUUCAAUCCAUCUUCUUUUAUGUGUUGUUGUAAAUAUUGCAUGCAACUUACCAUUGAAUAAGUUAUUGAAAAGAGAUUCUCUGCAUCUUCAAGUUUUACUGUCAUUGUGUCUUAUAAAAGAUGAAAAAAUCUCAAAAAAUAAAAAUGGAGAAGAGCAGGUAGUGAGUAAGAGUCAAAAAUUUGUUACUUGCUAGCUCGCAGUGUCCAUUUUUCCGUUGAAAAAACAGUGUUCAAACUACCGAAGUUCAGAUUACUGAGAUUGUACUGCAUACAUGCUCAUGAAAAUAAUAUAAUUGAUUCAAUUUUCUUCAAAUUAUACUAUAACAGUAACUAUCUAUUAAACAUAAUGUUAAAAACAAAGAUUUUACAUGACGAUAAAUUUUUUUUUUUUUUAAAAGCUUCGGAACUUAUAAAUGCAAUAUCAUUUAAUAGCCUUGCUCAAUAUUUAAUUUUAAAGGUGAAAAAUAUAAAUUUUCAAAUAAGAAGAGAAAUUUUGUAUAUGUUUAUAGUUUUUUUUUCCCCUUAGGUAAAAUUCAAAGCAUUUGAUACCUGAUGCUGAUUGCAUUGACUAGCUCACACCUUUCAAGGUAAUGUCUAUGAAAGGUCAUAAAUUCAUAGAAUAGUUAAGAAAAAUAAUGUGACCAAUUUCAUUAGAGUAAUGAAUCAAUAUAGAAAUAAAUUGCCUUAUUUAGGAGAAAUAAAUAUUGAAUGCCAUUUUUAUAUAUAAUUAAUAUUCCUCAUGAUAAAAUACAAAUAUACGUAGUUAUACAUCUUAAAAAGUAAUUUACUUAUUGUCAAUUAUAACUUUGAAUCUAGACUUUGGAUAAAUAGAAAAAAAAAACUUGAUAUCAAAAUUAUUAUAAUAACAAAAAAUAGAAAAGGAACAACUAGUGUCAAUUUUCAAGAUGGUUUAAUUGACUUAAUGGUACACACUCCAAUACAUUGUAUUGGCAGAAGUAGGUAAACUUUAAGAAUGAUUGAAAAUAAUACAUUAAAAUAAAAAACAAAAGAAUUAUUAAAUUGUAAAGAUAUAAAUAAAGCAGUAAUAAAUAAUUUUAUUAUUUAAUUUUAUUAACCCACAACUGCUCACAUAUACAUAUGAAAUCAUUAACAGAAAUGUUAAAUUUUACAAUUUUAACAUUUAAAAAAACUCAACAUCUUGAAUUCAGCCUAAAAUCACGGAUUCAACAUUUUUAGAUAAAGUAUAAGCAAGAUAGCUUCAUCCAUUUUUUGUCAUUACCUCAACCAAUAUUAAACUUAAAUUUCAAAGGCAAUUCUCAUAAAUUUAAAAAUGCUUGGUUUAUAAUCUUUGGCAUAUUAACAAGAAACGGAAUCCAAUUUUGAUAAUCAUUAAAUGGUCUUAAUAAAAAUAUCCAUUAACAAAUACAACGUAGUAAGUAACAGAAGUAAAAAAGGAAAAAAGGGUGAAGGAAUGAGAGAAAAAUUAAAUAUACAUUUUCAUGCGUUUAAUUAUUCCAGUUGAUAGAACAUUAGAGUUUGGAAUGCUUUACGUGUUGAAACUUGUUUAAGUUAAUAGUUGUGACCAAUUAUAAGAAAUGCUUCAGCUUUUAAGUCACUCAUAGAGUGAAAUGUUGCUCUUUCUUCACGUUACUGUAUUGGGUCAAAGCUAUAACUGACCUUAGGAAAUUUUUAAAAAAAUAAUACAGAAAGCUAUAACAUUAACAAAACAUUUUAUGAAGAAAAAAAUGUCAACAAAUUUAUUUGGAUCAUUUUAUUUAAAUCAGGAUAAUAUGACCUUGAAUUUAUUAAACAAACAUAUCUAAAUGAGAGGUGAAUUAACUAAAAAUGAAUUCUACUAGAAUGCUCUCAGAAGCAUAAAAGAUUUACGCUAUCAAUUAAAAUCAGAAGGAAAAGAUAAGCAAUUAUCAUGUCAAAUAUGUCUUAUUUAGGUUAUAUUAGUAAUAUUGUGUCUAUAAGAAAUAGAGUAUGUAUUGUGAAAUUUGAAUUUUUUCCCCUCUCCCCAACAUUGGUUUUCAAUGCAAUAUUUAAAAGUAAAUAAUCAAAAAUGUAAAUAUCUUUUUUAAAGGAUAAUUUUUACACUUGGCUAAAUACUAAAUACUAGUAUCUUGAUGUAUGUUAAAUAAUAUUAAAAAUUUAUAAAAUUGUUAUCACUGAAUUCAAUAAAAAUGUAUUCUGUUAUAUUGCCUAAAUUAUUCUAUGUAUAAGUAAAAAAUUUUAAGAAAUGUGUGUUUA